Molecule: messenger RNA, 342 nt
Organism: Rodentolepis nana
Lineage: Eukaryota; Metazoa; Platyhelminthes; Cestoda; Cyclophyllidea; Hymenolepididae
Source: the annotation of a GenBank genome assembly
AUGAGUGAGCAGCAUGAAAAAGAAAUGAAGGAUGUUGUUAGUCAAAACAGUGGUCUCAAAUCUGAAAUUGAGAAACACGUCAAAGAGAAAAAUGAAAACGAUUCCUACAUCAGAAAACUUGACGAGGAUGUGAGAUGUUUGAUGGCUAAAACGAGGAAUACUAGCAAGGAUAUGGAGUCCAUGCUUCAACAAGCCUCUCAAACAAGAAAUGAUCUGGAAGCAGAGUUGCAAAGAGCCACUAUUGAAUUACAAAAUUUGAGGCUAUGCAAUCAAGAGAAGGACAGCCAACUGUUGGAAACAACAGGCAAAUGCAACCAACUCACUGAAGACUUAUCCAGUGUC